Messenger RNA from Penicillium expansum, 1278 nucleotides. RefSeq lists its product as uncharacterized. Lineage: Eukaryota; Fungi; Ascomycota; Eurotiomycetes; Eurotiales; Aspergillaceae. Gene Ontology annotation, molecular function: hydrolase activity, acting on carbon-nitrogen (but not peptide) bonds. The transcript has a single exon. The coding region runs from base 1 to 1278 and encodes 425 amino acids. The record is from RefSeq and is a predicted model, not a curated record.
AUGAAUACCCGUCUAAAAGAACUAGGCUCCCAACAGCCCCCAGUGUUCAGAAUAAACCUCUCCCGCCCACCAGAAGAGCGCUACACAGCCCUAGCCUAUAUCUACAAAGACCGAAUGCGCUCAGUAACCAGCAUAUUCGACGACGUGAUCCACAACCUCUCCCCCAACAUCCCAACAAAACCAAUCCACUGGCUCGCGCGUCUCUUCCUGCGCAGACUCUACACAGACGAAGAAACCGCCGAGAUUCGCGGCAUCAGCCGCGUAACCGGAGUCGAUCUGUACCUCCUAAUCUGUCUAAACGUGGUCCUGGAUCUAUUAAUGGGCUGCACAAGCGGCGGCGUACGAAUGCUCGACGGACUCUGGACCCGAAUGGUCCAUUUCCGCACCUUAGACUGGGGAAUGGAUCCACUGCGCUCUCUAAUCGUGCAACUUGAAUUCGUGCGCGACGACGCGCCGGAUAAAGUGCUCGCGACGUGCAUCACGUACGUCGGGUUCGUGGGUAUUCUCACGGGUGUGCGGAAAGAUCUGAGCGUUUCGCUGAAUUUCCGGGCAGUGCAUGACUCGCGUCGGAAUUUCGGGUUUUAUUUGAACUAUUUGCUUGUCUUACUUGGUUUGCGACAGUCUAUUACGUCGUUGCUGAGACAGUGUGUUCUUCCUGGUGUGGAGGGUGAGGGAUCUGCGAGACUUUCGAAUACUUCGACCUUGGAGGAGAUCCUGAAUGAGGUUCCUUCUUUGCGUACGACGGCUGCGUACUUGAUCUUCUGUGAUGGGAGUAGUAUUGUUGCGAUGGAGAAGGACUAUGGGACUGCGGUCUGGCGGAGGUCGAGUUCUUUCCUUAUCAAAACCAAUCAUGAUGAGGAUACAAUAUCGGUUAUGGAGGAGGCUAUCGCGAAUGAUCGAGGAUAUACCGGUCUGCGUGUGGUGGACGGUAUGCAAAGCAUGGCGGAGAUUAUUGAGGAGAGUAAAGAGCGGCAGGCGUCCAUGCAGGGAAAAUGGGAUCGCAGGGUGCUGGAUCAUGGGGUUUUCCAACAACAACUAAAGAAGCGGAGAGUUAAGAAUGCUGCUCUUCCCCAUUCCCAGCCAGUGCAUUUGAAGUGGAAACGGAAUACGAAUAUAGGAGAAGAUCCUGAAUCUGAGGUAUCGGUUACUCUUGGGACAGUACUCGGGUGGCUUUGCUCGGACCCGAUUGUUAAUGAAGAUACUCAUUACGCGGUGUUGAUGGAUCCUGCUGAAGGCAGGUUCAUUUAUUCAGGACAGUUUCCAGCUAAUUCAUCAUAG